Molecule: messenger RNA, 1017 nt
Organism: Stegodyphus dumicola
Lineage: Eukaryota; Metazoa; Arthropoda; Arachnida; Araneae; Eresidae
Product: ATP-dependent DNA helicase PIF6-like
Biological process (GO): DNA repair; telomere maintenance
Molecular function (GO): DNA helicase activity
Source: RefSeq, a predicted model, not a curated record
AUGUCAAACAAGACGUCUGUGGAAACACUGGAUAAGACAAUGCGCGAUUUGCACAACAAAAAUUCACCUAUGGGUGGAUGUACAAUUCUGUUCUCGGGAGAUUUCCGUCAAAUCCUACCAGUUGUGACUCAAGAAACACGUGCUGACGAAAUAAAUACUUCCCUAAAAAGAUCCAACCUUUGGCCACAUGUCAAUAAAUUAGAGCUUAAAACUAAUAUGAGGGUUUCGUCAUCUUCACGUGAGAACAGGCUAUUUCCAGAGAUGCUGCUAAAAGUUGGCAAUGGAGAGUUAACACAAAGUGAGGGAAGGAUUAACCUAGAAAACCUUUGUGUUUUGAUAGACAACAUCCAAGAGUUAGUCAACAAUGUCUAUCCUGACAUUGAUAACAUAAGUUAUAAGACAAUAUCUUGGUUUAAAGAAAGAGCGAUUCUGUCACCAACUAACGAACAAGUAGAUAAGGUAAAUAACUUGAUUCUUUCAAAGAUUGAUGCACCAACGAAAAUAUACUACUCGGUCAAUACUGUUCUCGAUUUGGAAGAAGCUGUUCAUUUUCCUACAGAAUUUCUAAACUCUUUGAACCCGUCUGGACUCCCUCCUCACAAAAUGGUGUUGAAAGUAGGUUGUCCUGUUAUUUUAUUAAGAAACCUGAAUCCACCUAAACUUUGCAAUGGCACGCGUUUGCUGGUAAAAUCACUGAAAACUUUCAUAAUAGAGUGCACGAUACUCACAGGAUGUGGUACCGGAGAAGAUGUAUUGAUUCCUCGAAUCCCUCUGAUACCAUCGAAUUUACCCUUCCAAUUUAAAUGUUUACAGUUUCCGGUAAAGACAUCUUUUGCAAUUACCAUUAAUAAAUCGCAGGUUCAAACCUUCAACGUUGCAGGCUUAGAUUUGAGCAUUGACUGUUUUUCACAUGGCCAACUGUAUGUCGCUCUUUCAAGAGUAACCUCUAGAGAAAACAUGUUUGUAUUGUCUAAUGACAAGAAAGCUGUGAAAGUUGUAUAUAAAGACAUUCUGUAA